AAUGAGUAAAUAUUCCCCAAUUCCCAGCAGUAAAACUCUCCUCUAAUCAAUGGAGUCCCCGUCUUGGCUUGUUCUGUCCAUAGCAUGGCUAGCUUCUCUAGCCUUCCUCUCCAAAAUUUUCAUUGGCUGGCGAUGCAGACAACUGAAGUUUCCACCAGGUCCCAACCCCUGGCCUAUCAUUGGCAACCUUAAUCUCAUCGGGUCCCUCCCGCAUCAAUCUCUUCACAAACUAUCCCAACUUUACGGGCCAUUGAUGCAGCUCAAAUUUGGUUCCUAUCCUGUAGUGGUUGCCUCAUCUGCAGAGAUGGCUAAGGAGUUUCUAAAGAAACAUGACCAUAUCUUUGCUUCUAGACCCCAAACUGCAGCCGGCAAGUACACUACUUAUAACUACUGCAAUAUCACAUGGGCACCGUAUGGACCAUACUGGCGCCAAGGCCGCAAAAUUUACCUGCAUGAGCUGUUCAGCUCGAAAAGACUCGAGUCCUUCGUGUACAUCCGAGUCGAGGAAAUGCAAGCUUUUGUCUCCCGCCUGUAUAGAUUAUCAGGGAAGCCGAUUGGGGUUAAAGAGCAGCUCUCACGUGUUACUCUCAGUAUCAUAAGCAGAAUCGUGUUGGGGAAGAAGUACUUCAGUGAGAAGAGCGAUGAUCGGCUUGGAUCGAAUUCGAUAGUGAGUCUGCAAGAGUUUCAAGAGAUUCUAGACGAGUUGUUCUUGUUGAAUGGAGUGUUGAAUAUUGGGGAUUGGAUACCUUGGCUAGACUUUUUGGAUUUGCAGGGCUACGUGAAACGAAUGAAGGCUUUGAAGAAAAAACUUGACCCAUUUCACGACCAUGUGUUUGAUGAACAUAAGCAGAAAAAGAAAGAAUUCUCCAAGGAUUUUGUGCCACAAGACAUGGUGGAUUUAUUGUUACAGCUAGCUGAUGACCCUGAUAGUGAAGUUAAGCUCACUUAUGAUGGUGUAAGGGGGUUCACACAGGAUCUGAUAGCUGGAGGCACAGAUACGUCAGCAACAACAGUGGAAUGGGCAAUCUCUGAAUUGAUCAGGCAACCACAACUCAUCAGACAAGCAACCGAAGAACUCGACAGAGUGAUUGGGAGGGAGAGAUGGGUAGAAGAGAGAGACAUCCCACAACUUCCUUACAUAGAUGCAAUCAUGAAAGAGACAAUGAGGAAACACCCUGUUUCUGUAUUGCUAGCACCACACUUGGCCUUGGAAGAUUGUAAUGUGGCUGGAUACCAUAUUCGCAAAGGAACUAGAGUCUUCGUAAAUACCUGGAGCAUAGGGAGAGACCCGCUCCUAUGGGAACAACCCGAGGAGUUUCGCCCUGAGAGGUUCAUAGGGAGGAAAAUCGAUGUGAAGGGCCAAAAUUUUGAGCUAUUGCCAUUUGGUUCAGGGAGGAGGAUGUGUCCUGGCUACAGCCUCGGACUAAAGAUGAUUCAAUCAAGCUUAGCGAACUUGUUGCAUGGCUUCAAUUGGAAAUUGCCUGACAAUACUAAAGCAGAAGAUUUGAGCAUGGAUGAGGUUUAUGGAUUGGCAACACCAAGAAAGUUUCCACUUGUUGCAGUUAUAGAGCCUCGUCUGCCCCUUCAUCUUUAUAUCUGAAUUAAUCUUGGUAUUUUUCUACUAGCUUUUGAUCAUAUAUAUCUCCACACCUAAGAAGCCUCCUCUGAUAGAAUUCAACUUUCCGAUUUAACAUUUAUGUACUUCUGUUUGAUUAUGAACUAGUAAUGCAUCUAUAACCCUCUAAAUUA
Gossypium raimondii (Peruvian cotton) is the source of this 1749-nucleotide messenger RNA. RefSeq names its product trimethyltridecatetraene synthase. Bases 50 to 1600 code for a protein of 516 amino acids. Gene Ontology annotation, molecular function: iron ion binding; oxidoreductase activity, acting on paired donors, with incorporation or reduction of molecular oxygen; heme binding. NCBI's taxonomy places the organism in Eukaryota, Viridiplantae, Streptophyta, Magnoliopsida, Malvales, Malvaceae. The record is from RefSeq and is a predicted model, not a curated record. The transcript has 2 exons.